AGUUGUGGGUUUGUUUCCUUCUUUCAGUUCUAUCAGUUUUCUCUGAUAUACUGUGGUGAUGUCAACAGUAGAAAUGGGAGUUCCAAGUGAAAAUAAUAUUCAGAAGGUUGAGUUAGUUGAUAUGAUUGAAGUUGAAGAUGAAAUGAGUGAUUCUGAUCAUAAUGCAGACUGUGAUUUUGAUACAUCUGACGAUGAACAGUCAUUUGACACUCUGCCAUUGAAGAUAAACUGGUUGGAUGUCUCUCCCUAUGGGUUGCCAGGUCAACUAGGGUUAAGUGAUUUGCCAGGCUGUCGAUUUAGCAGUGUCUGGAGAAAGCUGAAGACAGAUAUCGAUGAUCUGAAAAAGAUUGGGAUUAGCGAUAUGUUUCCUCUGUGUACAAAGGCUGAGCUGAUUCGCUACAGAGUGCCAAACCUUCUGUCAGACUACGCCACAGCCGAAUUCUCCCUCCACUACUUUCCAAUUCAGGAAAGCCUUGAAAUCACAGAUAUCUUGGAGGUUCUUGACAGACUGAGGAAAGUGCUUUCCGCUGGGAGAAAGCUAUUGCUCCACUGCUACGGAGGCCAGGGGAGAUCCUGUAUCAUUGCCGCCUGCUUACUGCUUCAGUUAGAUCAAGGAAUGAGCUCAGAAACUGCCAUCAAGAAAUUGCAAGAGCUGAGAGGACACAAUGCCAUAGAAACAGUCAAGCAAUACAAUUUUGUCAACGAUUUCCGUAAACUUGAAGAGGAAUGCCACGAAGCUAUGAAAACGGAAGGAGAACUACGAUCUGUCUCGAGAUAACAAGAGAUAGGACAUGACAAGCGAGGAGUCCUUGUAAU
Messenger RNA from Asterias rubens (European starfish), 816 nucleotides. Its product is annotated as cyclin-dependent kinase inhibitor 3-like. The record is from RefSeq and is a predicted model, not a curated record. The transcript has 7 exons. NCBI's taxonomy places the organism in Eukaryota, Metazoa, Echinodermata, Asteroidea, Forcipulatida, Asteriidae. Gene Ontology annotation, biological process: dephosphorylation. The coding region runs from base 59 to 778 and encodes 239 amino acids. Gene Ontology annotation, molecular function: protein tyrosine phosphatase activity.